CUGGUGGCAUUAGCUUCAGCAGACAGAGAUUCACACACUCAAAACAAGAGACAGCCAGAGAGAAAAGAGACGUCAGCAGAGUUGAAACAGAAGCACUCACACCGAGGAGUGAAGAGCAGAGGUUGACCCGAGCGGCUCAAGAGCAGUUGUCGCUUUAAGGCUGAUAAUCUUCAGUGUGCCUGGAUUUGGAGGUUCGAGAAGUAUUUGUUCGGCCUGACUUUGGACGGACUCUUGCUUUGUUUCUCCUGAGAGUCUGACAGACUUUUCUUCAAAUAGGACAAGGCACCAGAGAGAGCAAGGCCAGUUUGAGACUGCCUCUAAGCAGUUAGCUACCUACCAGCUCUUUUCACACCUGGUGUUACAUUUGAUUUAAAGCAGAUUUAUUUUCGUUCCCUUCCGGGCUUCUUUUCUGCCAAUGGCUGCUGUGCGUCAGAUGGUUAUGGAGGCUUCUGGCUUCCACGUCCUGCCAGCUCACCUUAUGGCCUCAGCCAUGGAGGAGUUCCCCCAGCAGCUGCCUGUCCCCAAGGGCCCAGCAAGGGGCAAGAGUCGCUCCCGCAGACCUCGCGAGGCUCGCUUCAAAACACAGCCCGUCACCUUUGCUGAGAUUGCAGAGGUAGAAGAAGAAGGUUCCUCACCCCUGGAGGAGGAGAGGGCACGUCGCUCUUUCCUUCAGUCCCUGGAGAACCUGCGGCGGAGCACACAGACCCUCCACUGCCCACCGGCUGCCCAUCACAGCUGCACCCCCACACAGGCCAGCCUGGACUCCAGUGACUCCGACUCCACCCAGUGAGGGCUGGGACAUGCCCAUCUCCUUGCACCCAUGUUCCUCGCUUCGCCUUGACGCCGCUUCAAAUGGAGGCCAACUGAACUGAACCAAACUGGCCUGUUUGCCAGCCUGCCUGUGUGUGUGUGUAAGCUGCUGCUGUCAUACAGAAGACUACAUGUAAUAUAUACUAACAUAUCAGCAUACAGUAUAGAGUUUGAAGAUGCACUUGAUGCAUAUGUGUAAAGAUCUUUACCAGUGCCAAAGGCUGGUUAUACUGCUGUAUAGAUAUGAUGAGUGUAAAGGUAGCAGAUGACACAGUGUUGAACACACCACUCUUCAAAUGUAUUCCUUUUCUACUGUAGAUGACCUGAAGAGAAAAACUUGAAAGAUGGUUGAUAUUUUUCCAUUUUAAAGUUGUAUAGGUAUUUUUGUUUCAAUCCAGAUUUUUUCUACUUGACCAGUCACCAUAGGAAGGACUGUUAAAAAAUUUUUAGUUUUGUGACUUACCACACUGUAAAUAUUUUGACUAAGCAGUGUACUGAGCAUCGACAGUGACCUGGCCGUCACUGGAGCAGUAGAGCACCAUUACAAAGCUUUGUCAAGAGUUGUUUUCCAGCUUCACAAUGAACGAAAUCUCUGCUCUCGCUUUAAUUCCUGAGCAAAAAGAAAAAAAAAAGCCUUUCUAAAAGUUUAUUUAUUCUUUGAUUUUGUUCAUAACCAAGUGGAGUUGUAGACGUGAUAUUUUAUUGCUCUUUCUGACUUCUAAAGUUACCUUGACUUUCAAAGAAAAUCAUAACCUUUAUACUUUAUAUUUGUUUUACUUUAUAAAUAUAUGUUACAAUGUUUGUGAUAUGUACUUAAUAAAUAUUUUCUCAAGUA
Messenger RNA from Toxotes jaculatrix (banded archerfish), 1645 nucleotides. It is a transcript of the gene c5h11orf96, whose product is annotated as chromosome 5 C11orf96 homolog. The transcript has a single exon. The record is from RefSeq and is a predicted model, not a curated record. NCBI's taxonomy places the organism in Eukaryota, Metazoa, Chordata, Actinopteri, Toxotidae. Bases 416 to 790 code for a protein of 124 amino acids.